Molecule: messenger RNA, 3210 nt
Organism: Torulaspora delbrueckii
Lineage: Eukaryota; Fungi; Ascomycota; Saccharomycetes; Saccharomycetales; Saccharomycetaceae
Gene: AMS1
Product: alpha-mannosidase
Exons: 1
Coding region: 1-3210 (1069 amino acids)
Biological process (GO): oligosaccharide catabolic process; mannose metabolic process
Cellular component (GO): fungal-type vacuole membrane
Molecular function (GO): alpha-mannosidase activity; carbohydrate binding
Source: RefSeq, a predicted model, not a curated record
AUGUUUGAUCCACAGUUUAAACCAGUGCAAGGCAUCUACGAGGCUCGGUUGAGGCAGUUUCUCGAUGAAGGUGAUUAUAAGGAGCUUAAUCUACCUCGGUUCUACGACAAGGGUCGUCUUGAAUUGGACCAGGAUAGGGUGAAAGUUUGGUGGUAUCAGGUAGAGUUUGAGCCUGGUUCAUCACCAGUGGCUCCAGAUAAGAGGCCAUCUUGGGAAUCGGUGAUUAAAGCUGAUCGAGAGGGGAAGUUGAAGUUUCGUGAGGCCCGGAAAGGCCAGGCAUUUGGUCCCAGUUGGUCUACAACGUGGUUCAAAGUUGAAUUGAAAGUUCCUAAAGAAUGGAGGGAUUCGCAGGAACAAUUGGUGUUUCAGUGGGAUUGUGAGAACGAAGGCAUUAUAAUCGAUCCGGAGACUUUAAUCCCCAAAACUGCUUUCUCAGGUAGUGAGAGGACUGAAUACUUGCUGCCUGCGAUCCAGGACGGGCAUCAUUACUUCUACAUCGAAGCUGGUAAUAAUGGAAUGUUUGGUUGUGGUAACGGCUCACAGAUCAACCCACCGGAUGACAACAGGAUAUUCACUUUGAGAAUUGCAGACCUUGUUAGGCCAGAUUGGGAAGCUCGUGCAUUGCGUAUCGACUUCUGGAUGCUAGGUGAUGCUGCUCGUGAACUACCAGACGAUUCUUGGCAGAAGCACAGGGCUAGAGACCUAGGGAAUCGUGUAAUGAAUAUGUUUGAUAGUGAAGACCGUUCCAGUGUGAAGAAAUGCCGGGAUUUUCUCAGAGAUGAGUAUUUUGACCAGUACAAUGAUUCGGAGAAAGUGUACGAUAAAGGUGAUCUUGGUGUGUUGACCAAUGUCUUCGGGAUGGGAAAUUGUCACAUUGAUACUGCGUGGUUGUGGCCAUUUGCAGAGACACGUCGUAAAAUUGUCAGAUCGUGGUCUUCACAAUGUACGUUGAUGGAUAGCUAUCCAGAAUAUCAAUUUGUCGCUUCACAAGCACAACAGUUCAAAUGGUUACUCCAAGAACAUCCCAGUUUCUUCAAAGAUGUGCUUACACCUAAGGUUCAACAAUCACAGUUCUUCCCUAUUGGCGGCUCUUGGGUGGAAAAUGAUACUAAUAUUCCAUCGGGUGAAUCGCUUGCGAGACAGUUUCUGCUGGGCCAGAGAUUUUUCCUCAAACAUUUUGGGCUGAAAUCUAGUAUUUUUUGGUUACCUGAUACGUUUGGUUAUUCUUCCCAAGUGCCACAGAUCUGUUGCUUAUCCGGUAUUGAUAAAUUCUUGACUCAAAAGUUGUCAUGGAAUAAUAUCAACAGUUUCCCUCACUCGACUUUUAAUUGGGCAGGUAUCGACGGAUCUCAAUUGUUGACCCAUAUGCCACCGGGGAAUACUUAUACUGCGCUUGCUCAUUUUGGAGACGUCUUGCGUACUGCAAAGCAAAAUAAAUCAGCAGAGUUUUAUGGCUCCGGUUUAAUGCUGUACGGUAUUGGAGAUGGUGGAGGUGGUCCAACCACUGAAAUGCUGGAGAAAAUGAGACGUAUUCGUUCUUUAUCCAACCGCAAUGGUAAUGUGAUUCCUAAGCUGCAAGUCGGUAAUACUGUCGACGAAUUCUAUGAAGAUAUUAUGCAAAAAACUGACCGGGGCAAGAGAUUACCAACUUGGUCUGGUGAGCUGUACUUCGAGUUUCACAGAGGUACAUAUACCAGUCAGGCCCAAACUAAGAAGCUGAUGAGAUUCUCGGAGAUUAAACUGCACGACUUGGAAUGGCUGGCCUCCAAGGCAUCUCUCUUGUUCCCGGACCAGUACGAGUACCCAGUCAACGAUAUAAAUCAACUAUGGGAAGAUGUUUUGUUGUGCCAGUUUCACGACGUUUUGCCCGGCUCAUGUAUUGAAAUGGUCUACAAGUAUGAAGCAGUUCCAAUGUUAAAAGCGGUUGUGGAUAAGUGCGAUGAAUUAAUCAAUGACGUUCUCAAAGUGUUGCAAGGUAAUUCGGGUGACAAAUUAAUAAAGAAGCAGACAAUAGCUUGGCCCCAGUCAUCGGUCACUGAUGCUCAAGCCGCUCAUGAAGUAACACUUGAUGAGAAAGAUGACCACUUCAUUUUGAGCAAUGGAGAGUUGACCACUCGGAUAAAUUCAAAGACCGGUACUAUUCAGAGUAUUGUGGACUCUAAAAGUGGUACGGAGUUCUUAGACUUGGAGCAUGGCAGGAAUAAACUUGGUGCAAACCAGUUUGUGAUUUUCGAUGACAAACCUUUAUCUUGGCAGGCUUGGGAUACAGAACUGUACUCCGUCAACCAGUAUAAGUACCUCGACAAACCCAAGAGCGUAAAGAUUGGUGAGCACACGAAGGACAUCUGUACGGUUGAAGUAGUUGUUGUUGUCUCUGAAAAUUGCAAGAUCAAAUCAAAUAUAUCUCUGCGUACCGUUAAGCCAAAUACCAUGAAUGAAAGCACUAUUGAUAUCGUCACUGUUGUGGAAAAUUGGGAUGCGACGAAUAAGUUCUUGAAGGUGGAAUUUCCAGUCAACGUCCGUAACGAAUUUGCCUCUUACGAGACUCAAUUUGGUAUCACCAAGAGACCAACUCAUUACAACACAUCAUGGGACGUAGCCAAAUUCGAAGUUUGUCAUCAUAAGUUCGCUGAUUACUCCGAGUUCAGUAAAGGUGUUUCAAUUCUAAAUGACUGCAAGUACGGCUUUUCCACGCAUGGUAACUUGAUGAGGCUUUCAUUGUUGCGUUCUCCCAAGGCUCCCGAUGCCCAUGCAGACAUGGGAACUCAUGAGAUCAGGUACUCAAUCUAUCCACAUAAGGGCCAACUAUCAAGUAAGACUGUUAAACUUGGUUUAGAGCUUAACUUCAAGAACCAGUACCAUGUCUCAUCCAAAAUUGCCAAAAAGUUCGACGACCUCAUUGGAAUCGAGGGCGAUGACAACAUUGUCUUGUCCAAUCUGAAGAGAGGUGAGGAAGAUCAAGAGCUCAAAUCAAACUAUGCUCUUCAACCUCUCGACAAAACAACCUUGAUUGUGAGAGUAUACGAGUCGCUUGGUGGUGAAUCCAAUGCAGCUUUAUUGACCUGCUUACCCAUAAAGAAAGUUGAUAAGAUUGAUAAUUUGGAGAUGAAAUCUAUCGAAUCGUUGACCUUCAAAUCUUUCGAUAAAAUCACCAAAGUACCAAUCAAGCUAAAGCCGUUUGAAAUCGCUUCAUAUAGGCUUACAGUUUGA